This is a messenger RNA of Paramecium pentaurelia, 1342 nucleotides long. The record is from the annotation of a GenBank genome assembly. Lineage: Eukaryota; Ciliophora; Oligohymenophorea; Peniculida; Parameciidae.
AUGUAAUUCAAAUCAAAAUAAAAUGAUUAAUAAAUUUUACACUUCACUGUCAUUAGAAAGCACUUUUUUCUUGAUAGAAUUUACUACUUAAAAUUGGAAAAAGACUUUAUCAUAAUGAGUUCUGUAAGUUAUAAAUUUUAUAUAAAAAGGAAACUGAUUUUAAGAAACCAAAAUAUUAUUUAUCAUUAUCUCCUGAUACUGAAUUUGAAUGGAUUAUUAGAAAUCAAUAAUUAGUUGGUUUUCUAUUUCCUUAUAGAAAUAAGAUAAAGGAAUUUUAUGGGGAUAAGAAUCAUUUAACUUAGUUUAAAUUGUAACUUGGAAAAAUAAUUCUUUUUAAAUCUCUGAUUGUCCAUUAUAAAUUUUUACUAUAUUUAGAUUAAGGAGCAUUUGGAUCAGUAUGAUUAUUAAUAUUUAGGUGUCAUUGUAAUCCAAUUAUAUAACAGAAAAUAAAUUUGCUAUAAAAGCUUUGACAGCUUCUAAUAAAUAAUUGUAGAAAUAAAUCAUGAAUGAAAUUACUACUCUUAGAAGUCUAGACCAUCCUAAUAUCCUGAAAUUAUAUGAGGUUUUUAAAACAAAUUCUACAUAUUAUUUAGUGACUGAGUAUAUUGAUGGAAAAAAUCUAAAAUAAUUAUCUAAUGAAAUUCAUCAAAUGUAAGAUAAUUCAAUAUUAUGUUUACUUAAGGUAACUAUAUCAUAUUUAAUAUAGUAAUUAUUUGAAGGUUUAAAUUUUAUCCAUAAGAAUAACAUCAUUCAUAGAGAUAUUAAAUCGGCUAAUUUAAUACUUUAGAAAGAUGGAUUAUUGAAAAUAAUAGAUUUUGGAUUGGCUUGCUUUGAUGGAGAUUAAUUAAAGGACUAUCCAAAAUGUGGUACUCCUGGCUAUUGUGCUCCUGAAAUCCUGUAAAAUAUUGGAAAUAAGAAUUAAUAUGAUAGUAAAGUUGAUGUAUUUAGUGCUGGAUGUGUACUUUACAAAUUACUUACUUCUAAAAGCUUAUUUGAAGCUGAAACAUCAAAGUAAGUUUUAAAAAAAAAUAAAAAUUGUUUGUUUCACAUAAAAGAAUAAGGUCGACUAUUUGACUUAACUAAAAUUUUAGUAAGAUAAAAUCCUUUAGAUAGACCAACAAGUUUAUAGACUUUGUAAUUAAUUUAAAAAAUGAUUGAUGAUGAAUCCUUUGAUGUAAAUAUUUGGUAUAGAAAUACAUUUAAUUGUAAUUAAUCAACAUCAAGUUUGUUGAGUAACACUCCAAAAAAUGUAAAUCUCAGUAAAUCAAAUUUAAAGACUUUAUCUACACCAAAUAGUUCAAUAUAGUUUUUUUCAAAUUAAAUAAACAAAAUGAUUAAAUGA